AUGAGGUUCCUUUGGUUGUCUUCCUGUAAAUUGAAAGAUCAAGCUUGCCAAGAUGUUGCACGAGCAUUGCCUCACAUGGUUUUGGAAGUUAUCAACAAUGACGAAGAUGUAGUCGAGGAUAUUGGAAUAUUGUACAUGUCUUUUGAUAGUUCUACCACUCAGAAUGUCAAACAUGACGAUUCAAUUGGUAAUAACACCCUUGCUUCAAAUUCAAGCAUUAGUUGUUCUCUUAAUAGACUUACUAAGGAGAACACCUAUACUGGGAACGUUGAAGGAGAGACUGUUGACAAACUUUCUAAAAGUUGCAAUAGUUCAGGUUCUCAGUGUUCAUUGCCAAAUGAAAGGAAAUUAUUGUCUUCUGAAUUAAAUACUUGCGACAUAGAAUGUGAAGCUACAACACCGCCAAUACCUGCAUUGGAGAAUGAUAGUUUCUACAACAAUGACAAUACAUGUUCUUUGAACAUAACAAGUGCUUCCAAAGUUGAUACUUUGUCUCUCUAUGAAUCCUUGGGUUAUGGACCUGAUGAUUUGGAAGAAUGUGUUGCUGUUCUACAUGACUUGUAUUUGUCAAGAAGGGUUGCAUCCUUGAAAGUUGUUCGAGACAAGUACAAGCAGAACAAGUUCAACAGUUCACAACUUACACCAACGCAUGAUGCAUAUACAAAUUCAUAUGACCAGAGUGCAAACACUGAUGCUAGAAAGACAAGUGGCAAUAACUCCGCAACAUUAGGCAUGCCGGACAUAGAAAUCAAAUCUUCAGGGGAUGGAAGUCAAAAAAUGGAUUUUAGAGAUACAUAUUUUGAAAACAAGACUUCCUUUCCUACUGGGAGACAAAAUUGGAACAUGGAAUUCAAGGAUGCUGCAGAAUCUGUUGAUCAUGCAACCAUGGCUGGAAAGCAGCUGUAG
This is a messenger RNA of Vicia faba (fava bean), 906 nucleotides long. The record is from the annotation of a GenBank genome assembly. NCBI's taxonomy places the organism in Eukaryota, Viridiplantae, Streptophyta, Magnoliopsida, Fabales, Fabaceae.